Molecule: messenger RNA, 1507 nt
Organism: Coccomyxa subellipsoidea C-169
Lineage: Eukaryota; Viridiplantae; Chlorophyta; Trebouxiophyceae; Coccomyxaceae
Product: Qb-snare protein, VTI1-family
Exons: 5
Coding region: 80-769 (229 amino acids)
Biological process (GO): vesicle-mediated transport; intracellular protein transport; vesicle fusion
Cellular component (GO): SNARE complex; late endosome membrane; endoplasmic reticulum membrane
Molecular function (GO): SNARE binding; SNAP receptor activity
Source: RefSeq, a predicted model, not a curated record
GUUUGGUGCUGGUCAGUCAGUCUAUUGUCAUCCUGUUGGAGGAAAUAAUUUGUUCGGUGUGCAAGGAUCCACAGGGAAAAUGGCUACAAUAAAUUUGGGGGAUCAGAUGGCACUCUUCAACCAGUAUGACAGCGAGUACUGCACAAAGGCCACAGACGUUGCCAGAAAAGUACAAGCAGUGAGCAGUCUUGGAUCAGAUUCGCGCCGAUCGAAGCUCAGAGAACUUGAGUCGGACUUCAAGGAGGCUGAGCAGAUCGUAAAGAGGAUGGAGAUGGAGGCAAGGAGCUUUUCAGCAGACCGAUCCAGACCUCUCCUUACAAAGGUGAAGGAGUAUAAGGCGGAUGUGGCGAAGCUGCGGGAGAGCGCGCAGGCGGCGGCUGCAUCAACACCGGGGGGAGCGGCGGCGCGCGCAGAGCUGGGGCUGAUGGAUGACUACAGCCAGACGAGCUCUGGGCAGCGGGAGCGGCUGCUGCAGACGACGGAGAAGCUGGGCCGCACUGGGGAGCGCAUCACUCAGGGACGCCAGCAGCUGCUGGAGACGGAGGAGCUGGGAGUGAGCAUCCUACAGGAUCUGCACCGGCAGCGACAGACGAUCGGCCACGCGCGAGACACGCUGCACGGCGCAGACGACAACAUCGCCAAAGCCAGGAGAGUGCUGUCCUCCAUGUCGCGGCGCAUCACAACCAACAAGCUCAUCGCCGGCGCCAUCAUCCUCCUGCUGCUCGCCGCCAUCGUGCUCGUCGUGUACUACAAGUUCAUCAAGAAGUGAAGGCGGGGAAGAGCAUUUUGUGGGGCAUUGCGCAGCAGGCUGCGGCAGGCUUUUUCCCCUGGUGUUUUUCCAUCGUUCUUAUUUUGGGCUACAAGAAUGUCAUCAAAGGAAAGGGCUCCAAUACUUUUGUGGGAGCAACUUUGCUGUUGUACAGCGGCGGUGUGGAUCUGCUGCAUGCACUGGCGGAAGUGCACUAUCAGGGGUAAUACUACUUCAUCAAGAAGUGAGGCGGGAGGAGCAGAAGCUUUCAGGGGCCCUUGCCAUGGUCUGUCGCAGCGGGCCUCUGUUGGCUGCUGCUUGCUGCUGUUGUGUAAACGAGUUUGUGAAGAAGUGAGGGGUGGAAGAGCAUUCUCCGGGGCCUUGUGCCGCUGGUCUUAACACCCUGCCAAAUUUGUCUUCUUGUUGGGGUUCUGAUUUAUGAUUUAGACAAGCUCUAUUCUGGGAAAGUUGGAAUAGAAUGUGGUGCUUCUACUGGGGAUGUGCUUUUUCAGUAUCAUCGGCUUUUACAAUUUGGAAUCUGAGCACUGCUCUUGAUUGCUGUUGCCCAACUCUCAAUUGAGAUUGCAAUGCAGAAUGAUCCAGAUGAUCUAUGAUCAUGAUGACGUUAGGCUGGGUCUCAUGCCAUGUUCAGCGGAGUCACAAGAAAGUUUCGUUUGGCGGUCACAGCAUGCUGCGCUAAAGUUUCCAUGCAGCUGAAGCCAGCUUACUUCUGUACACAUGUAACUGUUGGUACAAGGC